GCCCCUCGGUCUUCCACCCCCCGUCCAGGAACCCGGAGAUGGCCUCCUCCCGGGCUGUGGCGACAGCCUUCGCCUUGAUGGCCUCGGCCUCCUCGGCUGCUCUCCUUGCGGCCUCCGCAGCGGCCGCCUCAGCUUCUGCCUUCUCCUCCCUGAGCCUCCCGGCCUCCGCCCUCGCAAGCCGGAGGUCCUCCUCAAGCUGGGCCAUCAGCUUCGUGGCAUGGGAGUCCCUAAGGAUCAGCUCCUUCACCUUGGCGUCUUGCCCAGCUUUGUGGAGGCGCCAUUCCUCCAGCCGUCGGAACUGCUCCCCGAGGGCAACGCAAGUCUGCAAAGAUAAGCGGGUUGUCAGGGCCGAACGUGAUUUCUUAGUUCAAAGUGGGAAACAGAAAGACAAACUACAGUGAACUCACCGUGAGGGAAGACCGGAGGAUCCUGUCUUCAAGGGCUUGAUCAUCAUCGGCCCCGAGAGCUGCCCUGUCGAUAUCGAGGGUUAUACCUCUCAGGAGCGCCCUCGGGUCAGCCGUGCCAUUCAACACGGCCGUGCCAGCCGGAAGGGAGAGCGUGAGGACCUCGAGAGAUGGCUCCCGGACCCCCCUCGGCGCCUGCGCCAUCGGCAUCUCCGGAGGGUCAUCUACAAUCACCACCGGGGGGUCAUCCUUCGCGGCAUCCCCC
Messenger RNA from Cuscuta europaea, 669 nucleotides. NCBI's taxonomy places the organism in Eukaryota, Viridiplantae, Streptophyta, Magnoliopsida, Solanales, Convolvulaceae. The record is from the annotation of a GenBank genome assembly.